AUGCUGGAGAAACUGGGAGAGUCUAAGGCGAUAGCGAAGAAACGGUACCUCUCCAUGGAGAAACGGCUGAAUGCCAACCCGGAAAUGAAGGCAUUGUAUUCGACUUUCAUGCACGAGUACCUUUCCAUGGGUCAUAUGACGGAGGUAGUAAACGACGAUGAGGAAUCUGGUCCGGAAUAUUACUUGCCGCAUCAUGCAGUGCUGAAACCAGACAGCACUACUACAAAACUAAGAGUAGUUUUCAAUGCAUCGUGUUCUACGGAUUCGGGUGUGUCCUUGAAUGAUGUCUUGAUGGUGGGACCUGUCGUUCAAGACGACCUACGAAGCAUCCUUUUACGAUUCCGGUUGUUCAAGUAUGCUGUUGUAGGAGACGCAGAGAAAAUGUACCGGAUGGUAUGGCAGCACGAACUGGAUCAGCUGCUGCACAAGAUAUUCUGGAGAGAUUCGGUUCAGGAGCCAUUGCGGACGUACAAGUUAUCCACUGUGACGUACGGUACAUCAUCUACACCUUAUCUUGCCACUCGUUGUCUGAACAAGUGUGCUGAGGAUGGAGCAGAGCGCUAUCCCGUAGCUUCAGUGGUGGUCAAGAAGAGUUUUUAA
Molecule: messenger RNA, 600 nt
Organism: Ochlerotatus camptorhynchus
Lineage: Eukaryota; Metazoa; Arthropoda; Insecta; Diptera; Culicidae
Exons: 1
Coding region: 1-600 (199 amino acids)
Source: RefSeq, a predicted model, not a curated record